Molecule: messenger RNA, 1228 nt
Organism: Volvox carteri f. nagariensis
Lineage: Eukaryota; Viridiplantae; Chlorophyta; Chlorophyceae; Chlamydomonadales; Volvocaceae
Exons: 9
Coding region: 407-1228 (273 amino acids)
Biological process (GO): signal transduction; protein phosphorylation
Cellular component (GO): cytoplasm
Molecular function (GO): ATP binding; protein kinase activity
Source: RefSeq, a predicted model, not a curated record
GCUGCAAACCUUGAACGGUGGCGCUGGCGGCGGCGGCGGCGGGAUACGAGUGGCCGUCGGGUCGGCGUUGGAUCACGGUGUGUGGGACAGCGACGGUGUGUGGCGGCCGGCGGAUCCCGUACACGAGGUGUACGUCCCGCAGCACUUGCAGCGGAUAGGUCCUGACGAUCUCGUCAAGGUUCGGGAGCUGGGUCGUGGCUGUUUUGGCAGUGUGUGGCUGGCCAAGUGGCGGGGGGUGGAGGUUGCGCUGAAGGAGCUUAUCAACCAAAGUGCUUUGGAUGGACCUGCGAAUGAGGUGUUCUACGAGGCGGAGCGUUUGGCCUCUCUUAGGCACCCUUGCGUCAUCGCCUUUUACGGCAUUGUAACCGUCCCCGGGUGCUAUGCUACCGUUGUGGAGUACCUGCGGAUGGGCUCUCUGAAGAGCGGACUCACCCGGCUGAGGAAACAGGGGGCGGACAUCAGCCGGCGGCUUCGGGCGGCAAUCGCUUUGCAGGCUGCUCGCGGUAUGGAGUAUCUCCACGGUCAGUACCUGGUGCACUUCGAUCUCAAGUGCGAUAACCUGUUGUGCGACCUGCGAGAUCCGUCGCGACCGGUGGUCAAGAUCGGCGACCUCGGGCUGUCCAAGAAAAAGAAGGAUAGUUUUGUGAGCGGUAACAUGCGAGGAACUCUGCCGUGGAUGGCUCCGGAGCUAUUUCCUGGGGUACGGGAGAAGCAACGUCAGGCGGCUUUGGCGGCGGGUGUACGGGACGAAGGUUGCAGCGACGGCGUGAGUGACCUAGGCACUGGGCCAACGACUACUGUAACCGCCUCAACCGCAAAUACGAACGGAGUCGGUAUGGAUUGCCUGGACGACAGAGUCAACGAAAAGGUGGACGUAUUUUCCUUCGGCAUCGUGUUAUGGGAGAUCUGGCAGCUCGGGGAGCAGCCGUACAGUUCGUACAGUCUGGCCGACAUAUUCGCAGGCGUUAUGACCGGGAGCCUCCGGCCUGGAGUCCCCGGAGACUGCGAUCCGGAUUGGGCGGCACUGAUGCAGGCAUGUUGGCACGACAGUCCCCGAGCCCGCCCCAGCUUUAACGCCAUAGCGGAACGGCUGGAGGAGGUCCUGGAGAGAUUGACGAAACAGGAAGCGGCCGCAGCGGCGGCGGCGGACUGCAUUUGUAUGGGCGCUGCAGCAGCGGCAGUUUGGGACUCCAGGAACAUUACCUGGUUUAUGUUUGCGUGUACUUGA